CCUGUAGAGAGAGUGCGCGCGCGAAAGAGAGAGAGAGCAAGAGAGAGAGGGAGAGAGAGACCCCCCCCUCCCCACCUAACAACAACUCCAACCCCGCAGGCUCGAGCACAACGACCCCACCCCCCAACCCCCUCUGAGAGAGGGGACGGAGCGAGACACACACUCAGAGUCACGGAGAAAAAGAGCGUCUCUGGAUCCCGGCUCUGUUCUGCCCUCAAUCCGGGUCUAAUGCUGUAGCAGACCGCGCAGAGGAGCGAGUGAGAGACAUCGCGCUGAUUGAGAGUCGGUGAGGGACAGGGCGGACAGGGCGGACCGGAGCGACGACGGGAUUGUUCAUUCGCCUGGGAACAUGGGAUGUACACUGAGCGCCGAGGAGCGCGCAGCUCUGGACCGGAGCAAGGCCAUCGAGAAAAACCUGAAGGAGGACGGGCUGGUCGCUGCCAAGGACGUCAAACUGCUUCUGCUCGGCGGCGGAGAGUCCGGCAAAAGCACCAUCGUCAAACAGAUGAAGAUUAUCCAUGAAGAUGGCUUUUCUGGGGAUGAUGUGAAGCAGUAUAAGCCUGUGGUCUAUAGCAACACCAUCCAGAGCUUGGCAGCCAUCCUCCGAGCCAUGGACUCAUUGGGCAUUGAGUUUGGAGACAAGGAUAGAAAAGCUGAUGCUAAGCUGGUUUGUGAUGUGGUCAGCCGUAUGGAGGACACAGAGCCGUACUCUGCAGAGCUUCUCACCGCUAUGAAGCGUGUAUGGGCCGACGCUGGGACUCAGGAGUGCUUCAAUCGUGCCCGGGAAUACCAGCUUAACGACUCUGCUAAAUACUACCUGGACAGCCUAGACCGGAUCGGGGCAGCAGACUACCAACCCACAGAGCAGGACAUCCUGAGAACCCGAGUGAAGACCACGGGUAUCGUCGAAACCCACUUCACCUUCAAAAACCUCCAUUUCAGGCUGUUUGACGUGGGAGGUCAGAGGUCAGAGAGGAAGAAGUGGAUCCACUGCUUUGAAGAUGUGACGGCCAUUAUCUUCUGCGUUGCUCUGAGCGGAUACGACCAGGUGCUCCAUGAAGAUGAAACAACUAACCGCAUGCAUGAGUCACUCAUGCUCUUCGACUCCAUCUGUAACAACAAGUUCUUCAUCGACACCUCCAUCAUCCUCUUCCUCAACAAGAAGGAUCUGUUCGCUGAGAAGAUCAAGAAGUCACCGCUGACGAUCUGUUUUCCAGAAUACACAGGUGCUAAUACUUACGACGAUGCUACUGCAUAUAUUCAGGUUCAGUUUGAGAGUAAGAACCGCUCUCCCAAUAAGGAGAUCUACUGUCACCUGACCUGUGCCACAGACACAGGAAACAUCCAGGUAGUGUUUGAUGCCGUCACUGACAUCAUUAUUGCAAACAACCUUAGAGGGUGUGGCUUAUACUGAGGCCUGACCAAGCACAGAGGUUGUCAUGGAGAGUAUGAGGUGUUAAUAAUGAUAAUUUUGAUGAUACUUAAACACAUAAAUAUGUAAUUCUACACGUCCAAAUGGACCCAAAGAGCUGCCGUCAGACACCACACUGGAUUUAUUGCCAUGAUUUCUUCCCUUCCUCUCGUUUUGAUUUCAGUAUACAACCCCACUUUUGUCAUAUCAAAAUGUGUUUUUGAGCCGAAUGUUUCAUGUUUUGUUGAUGAAUGUGUCAACAACUGGGAGGAAACAGAAGUGGCAGCACCA
Toxotes jaculatrix (banded archerfish) is the source of this 1702-nucleotide messenger RNA. RefSeq names its product guanine nucleotide binding protein (G protein), alpha activating activity polypeptide O, b (gene gnao1b). The coding region runs from base 350 to 1414 and encodes 354 amino acids. The transcript has 8 exons. Lineage: Eukaryota; Metazoa; Chordata; Actinopteri; Toxotidae. Gene Ontology annotation, molecular function: G-protein beta/gamma-subunit complex binding; GTPase activity; mu-type opioid receptor binding. Gene Ontology annotation, biological process: adenylate cyclase-modulating G protein-coupled receptor signaling pathway; G protein-coupled dopamine receptor signaling pathway. Gene Ontology annotation, cellular component: heterotrimeric G-protein complex. The record is from RefSeq and is a predicted model, not a curated record.